Hemicordylus capensis (graceful crag lizard) is the source of this 2873-nucleotide messenger RNA. It is a transcript of the gene ALAS2, whose product is annotated as 5'-aminolevulinate synthase 2. The record is from RefSeq and is a predicted model, not a curated record. Gene Ontology annotation, cellular component: mitochondrion; mitochondrial matrix. Gene Ontology annotation, molecular function: pyridoxal phosphate binding; 5-aminolevulinate synthase activity. The transcript has 10 exons. Bases 1386 to 2765 code for a protein of 459 amino acids. Gene Ontology annotation, biological process: erythrocyte development; heme biosynthetic process; hemoglobin biosynthetic process. NCBI's taxonomy places the organism in Eukaryota, Metazoa, Chordata, Lepidosauria, Squamata, Cordylidae.
ACUAUAUUAAACGGUGUACUUACUCUUUAAUAUUAUGUUUGAGAAGGAAAGAGUGGGAGUUGAAGCACUUCAACGUAUUUGCACAGACACUUCUUUCUAGAAAGAGAGCAAUGGUGUUCAAGACAUACCAUUGGACCUAGAGGUCCUUCUGCCAGAUGUCUACAUGUAAGCUGGCUGCAGUUACUCACUAGUGAUGGAAAGGCAGUCUGCACAUGCUCAGAAGCACACCAUACUAUUAUCUCUCAUGUUCUGUGACUGAUAAUUUAUUUACAUAUUCAGUAAAAGAAUGUGUUCUUGAGACUUAUUUCAUAUUGUAAGUGGUGGUAAGGGAAUUGCAUGGUUGAAUGCCUCCUUCAUGUAAACAAAACCCUCUCUGUGUACAGAAAACUAGCAUGUUAGGGAGAAAACUAGGCUUACAACCUGCUAUUGUGUUCAUUUUCUAAGAGCAGAAAUAUUUUUAUAUAGGGUAACUUUCAGACAUAUGAUUCCCCUGUCAGAGUCUGAAAUCUACAACCCAAAUAACUCCAUACCAUGGAUUUUAUCUCAGUGUAUACCACCCAUGUGUCUCUGAGGUAGAAAACCUGGCUAGACUGUACCACUUUAAACUGCCGGGGAGGCCUUAUAUGACUGAAUUUUCCGCCAUACAAAAUAGAAUUCCCUUUUCAUAGAAAAGUAGCCUUUCGGGGAGAAGACAAAACUAGAACCCUUCUCCCUGAUAUCUAGUUUUCUGAGUGGAGGUAUAUUUUUGAUGUAUGGAGCUAAAAGGUGGGAUAAAAGUGUUUAAAUAAAGAAAUAAUUCGGAUUGGGGUAUAUUUAUGAACAAAUAUGAAUAGGAUAUGAAUUGCAUGUGGACCCCUGCCUGAAGUAAUACGGCCCAGACAGAGGUUUACCCCUUUGGUGAGAACUGGGCCUGAGUUCAGUGGCGGGUCCUGGUAUUUAAAACUAAGCAUCAGGGCUGAGUCCUGGAUUCAUGCCAAAGCCAGUGUGCCGUUGUGGUUGGAGUGUUGGACUAGACCAGGGAGACCUGAGCUAAAAUCCCCAUUCAGCCAUGAAACUUACUGAAUGACUCUGGGCCAGUCACUUCUCUCUCAGCCUAACCCACCUCACAGGGUUGUUGUGAGGAGAAACAUAACCACAUACACAGCUCUGGACACUUUGAAGGAAGAGCAGGAUAUACAGGGCCCCAAGCUGGGAUUGCACCAGCAUCUCUCCCCACAACCCAGUGUCCCUUUAUAAAGUCGGAGCUUCAGAGUGGCCAGGGUUCUUUUGUGCAAAAGGCAAAACCGGAGGUCCAGGAGGAUGUCCCACCUUUCAAGUCAGGCGUGCUGAGCUCCUUUUUCAGAGAGGUGGAAUCCAGUCUCAAGAGGAAGCUGCGUGGCCCUCACAUGACACACCUAAUCCUGAACAACAUGCCAAGGAGCUCUGCAUUUGGUUACGACGAGUUCUUUGCAGCAAAGAUCCAGGAGAAGAAGCAGGAUCACACUUACCGGGUCUUCAAGACAGUGAACCGUCGGGCUGAUGCGUACCCCUUUGCCGAGGACUAUUCUUGCUCUCAGUCUGAAUCGCGGAAGGUGUCUGUCUGGUGCAGCAACGACUACUUGGGGAUGAGCCGCCACCCGCGAGUGCUGGAGGCCAUCCAGAAUACUCUGGAGGCUUAUGGAGCAGGAGCUGGAGGCACCAGGAACAUUUCUGGCACUAGCAAGUUCCACGUGGAUCUGGAGCAGGAACUGGCCAGCCUGCACAACAAAGAUGCUGCUCUGCUUUUCUCCUCUUGUUAUGUGGCCAAUGAUUCCACCCUCUUCACUCUGGCCCGUAUGCUGCCAGGCUGUGAGAUCUUUUCAGAUGCUGGGAAUCAUGCCUCCAUGAUACAGGGUAUCCGAAACAGUGGAGUUCCUAAGCAUGUCUUCCGGCACAAUGACCCCCAACACCUGGAGGAGCUGCUGAGCAAGGCUGAACUCAGCACCCCAAAGAUUGUCGCCUUUGAGACUGUGCAUUCCAUGGAUGGUGCCAUCUGCCCACUGGAGGAAAUGUGUGAUGUUGCACACCGCUACGGAGCCAUCACCUUUGUGGAUGAGGUCCAUGCUGUGGGACUCUAUGGGGCCCACGGUGCUGGUGUUGGGGAACGUGACGGAGUGAUGGGCAAGAUAGACAUUGUCUCUGGCACCCUGGGGAAGGCAUUUGGCUGUGUGGGUGGCUAUGUGGCCAGCACCGCCUCCCUUAUUGACACAGUGCGCUCCUACGCAGCUGGAUUCAUCUUCACCACCUCCCUGCCCCCCAUGAUGCUGGCUGGAGCCCUCGAAUCCGUCCGGAUCCUAAAGAGCCCUGAGGGGCAGGUGCUGCGCCGUGCACACCAGCGUAAUGUCAAGCACAUGCGCCAGCUCCUCAUGGAUGCAGGGCUGCCAGUGAUCAGCUGUCCAAGCCACAUCAUUCCCAUACGGGUUGGAGAUGCAGCCCUGAACACCCGCCUCUGUGACCUGCUUCUGUCUGAAUACAAUAUCUAUGUCCAAGCCAUCAAUUACCCCACCGUGCCUCGGGGAGAGGAGCUGCUGCGAUUGGCCCCCUCGCCCCACCACACCCCAGACAUGAUGGACUACUUUGUGGAGAAGCUCCUGGCAGCCUGGCACGAGGUGGGCCUGCCUCUGCAGACGGCAGCAUCCCCCGAGUGCAACUUCUGUCACCGCCCGCUGCAUUUUGCCCUCAUGAGUGAGUGGGAGCGAGAUUACUUUGGCAACAUGGGCCCCCGCUACAUCACGCUUUCUGCCUGAGGAGGGCUUCGUGCCCAGGAUAAGACAUCCGCAACCGGAGCAGAAGAGAGAAGCAUGCAAAAUAUGAACACUGUGGAAGACUGAACACAAUAAAGCUCUGCAACGAUA